Paraglomus brasilianum is the source of this 492-nucleotide messenger RNA. The record is from the annotation of a GenBank genome assembly. NCBI's taxonomy places the organism in Eukaryota, Fungi, Glomeromycota, Glomeromycetes, Paraglomerales, Paraglomeraceae.
AUGGAACGGGAUUCAUCUGAUAAGAAAAAAGACAUUGUCGAAGAAGCACCCCCGCCUUACACACCAGUAGCAUCCGCUGCUUCCUCUACGAGCCCUGUCCCGCGGGAGACCGACCGUUUAAAUGCUUCGACUCCUAAAAUGUCAUACACCAACCCAUACCCUGCAAUACCAAAUCCAACCUAUGGCACUUCACGAGACACUGUAAUUCUAACACCUGCUGUGCCGCUAGCUGACAUUAAGGAUCAGCCAGUAGUGACUACUUGUCCACAAUGUCAAAGGGUAGUGCUAAGUCAUACACGGUAUAGAAACGGAUCAGCAACGUGGCUUGCAAGCUUUGCUUUAAUGUGUUUCGGUCUGAAUGGCGGAUGUUGUCUGAUACCGUUCUGCCUGAACGAUCUCAAGAAUGUGAUCCACGAAUGUCCUAAUUGCGGACGUAUAAUGGCAGAGUAUUCCAGGUUAAAUGGACACGUUAAUGUGUAUAGGCGAAAUUAA